AUUGAUUAGUUAACUGUUCUCAUUUUUUCUAUUCUAAAUUAACUGAUUAUUCAACCUAGCCAUAUCUAUUUGGAUUCAGUAUUUUUAUGCUUCUAUGUAUUCUUGUCACUUUUGGACAUGGAUUUUGUCUAUUGUUUGAUAAACUACUGAAAUAUAAAACUUCACAAUUAAAAUUUAUUGGAAGUUUACAAAAUUGUGAUGAGAGAAAGGAGAAUAGUAAUAACCAUGAUUUAAAUAAUGAAUCAAGAAAUCAGGUAUCUAGUUCCUCUUUAAAUCGAAUGAUGAAUCAAAAUCUAUCUGUGAGAAAUAUGUCAAAACUAGAUCAACAUAUAAGUUCCUCAAAUGUGAAAACUCGUGUUCAUUUUAAUGAAAUAAAACCAAAAUACAAAUGCGUAAUAGGUGAUCACGUCAAAAUGCCACUAAAUGAGGCUGAUCAAAAUCAUCAUGAUAUUAUUAAUUUAACCCGAAUAAAUAAGGAUCAGUGUUUAUUGAUUCACAAUGAAGUUAAAUCGAAAAAACAUUUACAUCUCCAACCGAUGCCAACUUUAUUAAUUAAAAAACCAAAUUAUUCAAAUGAAGUGGACGAAAUACCUGAAAAUGACAACCUUUAUUUAAAUGAUAAUUCCUACUUAUCAAAUGAGACUAAAGCUUCAAUGAAAUCCUCGUCAUUUAGACAAAAAGUUAAUGUUAAUGAUGAUAAUUGUGGAGGAUAUGAUAAUGAUGAUGAUGAUGAUGAUGAUGAUGAUGAUGAUGCUAAUGGUGACGAUAAUGAUAAUAAUGAAGAUAAAUUAUUAUCACCUUCCACAAACAAUCCAUCUUUAUCACAAACCAGUUCAAAAUAUCAACAGAAUACGGAACAUACUAACGCUUUAUCAACAUUUGCCAUGACAUCUUAUUUAAACACAUAUAGUGACUCACGCGCAAUCGAGUUUAGUUCAAUCAAAGUCUUUUGUUGACCUAUUUAAUGGACAAAGUCAUCCAUGACAUAACAACUUGUUGUACUAUCUUUAUUAUUAUGCUUGUAUGAAAUACAUAUGCUUGAACAUUGUUUAGCGCCUACGCAUGUAUUCAUUCUGCUAGCUUCAUUAUUAACUGCUUAAUCUAUUCGCUGACUCAUCCAUUUUCCUAUACAUAUAUAUAUGUGUACAUUUGCACCCAUUCACUACUACUACUACUACUACAACUACUUGCUACUGCUACAAUCGUAGUUCGCUUGCUCAUUCAUUUUGCCUCUCUGCUGUCUGGUCCGAAUUAUCUACUAAAUAAACUGUAGUAGCUGCUUC
Messenger RNA from Schistosoma haematobium, 1283 nucleotides. RefSeq lists its product as uncharacterized. The transcript has 2 exons. The coding region runs from base 87 to 956 and encodes 289 amino acids. NCBI's taxonomy places the organism in Eukaryota, Metazoa, Platyhelminthes, Trematoda, Strigeidida, Schistosomatidae. The record is from RefSeq and is a predicted model, not a curated record.